Brachypodium distachyon (stiff brome) is the source of this 826-nucleotide messenger RNA. Its product is annotated as probable histone H2A.5. Lineage: Eukaryota; Viridiplantae; Streptophyta; Magnoliopsida; Poales; Poaceae. Gene Ontology annotation, molecular function: protein heterodimerization activity; DNA binding; structural constituent of chromatin. Bases 91 to 570 code for a protein of 159 amino acids. The transcript is spliced from 2 exons. The record is from RefSeq and is a predicted model, not a curated record. Gene Ontology annotation, cellular component: nucleosome.
CCAAGAUUCAAAUCAAAUCCUCCCAGCAGCAGCAGAACCAAAUCUCUCUCGCUUCCAAUUCCCGAAUCCUCUCACGGUCAGAAGAAGGAGAUGGACGGAGCCGGCGGCAAGGCGAAGAAGGGAGCCGUCGGGAAGAAGCUCGGCGGGCCGAGGAAGAAGUCCGUGACGCGGUCCGUCAAGGCCGGGCUCCAGUUCCCCGUCGGCCGCAUCGGCCGGUUCCUCAAGAAGGGCCGCUACGCCCAGCGCGUCGGCUCCGGCGCCCCCGUCUACCUCGCCGCCGUCCUCGAGUACCUCGCCGCCGAGGUGCUCGAGCUUGCCGGGAACGCGGCGAGGGACAACAAGAAGACGAGGAUCAUCCCGCGCCACGUGCUGCUGGCGAUCCGCAACGACGAGGAGCUCGGGAGGCUACUGGGCGGUGUCACCAUCGCGCACGGCGGCGUGCUGCCCAACAUCAACCCGCUGCUGCUGCCCAAGAAGGCGGCCGAGAAGGCCGGCACCGAGAAGGUGGCCGCCAAGUCCCCCAAGAAGCCCGCCGGCAAGUCGCCCAAGAAGGCCGCCGCCAAGGCGUAGCAGAUCUGAUCUCAUCGUCUCCCUGUAUGUAGUUUAGUUCUUUGAUUUGUAGUUGUAGGGCCCGUGUGUGUGUGUGAGUGAGUGAGUGAGGUUUGAUCUCUUCUUGUGCUUUGCCCUCCAAUUUAAUCGCCAAAAGGAAGCCGCUUGCUUCCUGUUUUAUGAUAUAUGCAAUUGCAGCACUUCUCAUCGUGUGCUGAUGUUUCAAGGGUCUUUUUGAAGUUCAGAUUUGAAAUACAGUUGAUGCACCAAGAUUAAA